Molecule: messenger RNA, 1326 nt
Organism: Geosmithia morbida
Lineage: Eukaryota; Fungi; Ascomycota; Sordariomycetes; Hypocreales; Bionectriaceae
Product: inhibitor of growth protein 3
Exons: 1
Coding region: 1-1326 (441 amino acids)
Biological process (GO): regulation of DNA-templated transcription
Cellular component (GO): nucleus; Rpd3L-Expanded complex; Rpd3L complex
Source: RefSeq, a predicted model, not a curated record
AUGCCUAGGGACGACUUGUCCAUUGACUUUGUCAGGGGGAUGCCCCAGGUUGAGAGUGUUGACCCCGGGGUCAUCCUCGAUGACUGGAUCAACCGGGUACAGAAUCUCCCCGAGGAGAUUCGCUUCGUCCACGAGGAAAUCACCGAAAAGGAUCGCCAGUUCAACGAGUGCACGCGCAUCAUCGAUGAUCGCGAUGCCAAGAUCCAAAAAUGGAUCAAGACAAACGGCAGCCACGAGCCGAAUCCAAAGGAAGAUACGCUCCGCGCCCAGAUCCGAGAGAAUUUUGCCCGUGCCGAUGAGAUACAGAGGGACAAGAUUGCCCUGACCCAGAAGCUUUCCCUUGUCAUGGACAAGCAUCUCCGGGCUCUCGACAUACAGAUUAAGGGACUCUACGACCGCAGCGAGCCUGGCUUCAACAACCCCGACGAGAUACCCUCGCUGGUCCGCCCCAGCGCCGCCAACGUCGCGGCCCCGGCCGUCCAGCCGAUAAGCACGGCGAGCACCAUCAGCGUCAGCGGCCCUGCCGCCGCCGCCGGCCCUCCCGUCACCUCGUCGAAUCCGACCCUCGCCCGUCUCCCCAGCCACGCCCAAGUGCGCAACGCACAGAACCAACAGAACACACAGCAGCAUCAUGCCUCGUCGGCGCCUGCCACCCCCGCAGUCAGCAUGAUUGUCAACCGCCAACAGCGGGAGAACUCGGCAGGGCCGGCAUCGAAGCGGGGAGGACGUGCAGGCUCGGGACUCAACCCCGUCUUGUCCACAUCCAGCGGCCUGGCAAGGCACUCGUCGCUGGGGCCUGGCACACCCAAAGGUGUUGCCUCUCCUAGUCCGAGUGGCGUCGUCAGAGCAGGUAGUGCCGGCCCUAGGGCCACGUCGGUCAAGGGAACCGCGGGCCCCGGGUCGAGGCGCGGGACACCCUCUAGCACCGGGCGCAAGAAGCCGCCGAAGUCUUCGCUGUCGCGGGUGAAGAAAGCUUCAAACAGGAACUCGCCGGCGUCAACGGCAGAUAGCGAUCUGUCGGAUGCCGUUAGCGGAAGCGAGAACGAGGACGUCGAUGGUCGGUCGCGGGCCACACCAACAGGCGGAACUAAGGACACCGAGGGGGAUGAGACCAUGAUGGACGUUGAGGAGGAGGAAGAGGACGGAAGCGAUGACAAAAAGUACUGCUUAUGCCACAAUGUCAGCUACGGCGACAUGGUCGCAUGCGACAACGACGAUUGCCCGUACGAGUGGUUCCACUGGUCAUGCGUUAGUCUCAAGAGCGAGCCCAACGGGACCUGGUACUGUCCUGUCUGUGCGGAGAAGUUUGGACGCAAAACCAAGUGA